Molecule: messenger RNA, 531 nt
Organism: Capronia epimyces CBS 606.96
Lineage: Eukaryota; Fungi; Ascomycota; Eurotiomycetes; Chaetothyriales; Herpotrichiellaceae
Exons: 2
Coding region: 1-531 (176 amino acids)
Source: RefSeq, a predicted model, not a curated record
AUGGCAUAUCCCACAGCCUAUCCUGGGCAAGCAGCACUAGAAUUCGCAAGAGUGCUAGGCCGCAAGCCUCGGAGAAAGGCAACCCACUAUGGUGCUCCACCAUUGCCAUCGGCCAGCAAAAAGAGGAAGCGAAACAAGGCUGCUUCUCCCGAGGAAGAAAAGUUCACCGACAGAGCAUUCCCAGAGGCUCCAGAUCAGGCCGACGAGGCUGAUCAGAUGCUGUACAAAAUGGGAGGCAGGCUGGAGAGGAACUGGGACGAGAUUGAGAAAAAGCGGGAGGAGAUGACUGGAGAGGCACCCGGAACGGGAACCAACGUCAAUCUCACGGCACGAUUCUUGUGGACAAUCAAGCUCAGUUGCCAUGACAAAAGUGUAUUCCACAAACACUUGACCGAGCUCAUGAAAGGAUGUCCCAAGUUAAGAGUCCUUGAGACGAUCCUUAACGAACAACUCCGCCGCACGGAUUUCCUCAAGCGCUCGGCCACAGCGGAACCCUCUUACCCUUAUCCAGAAUACACUGCAGAGUCUUGA